GUUUCAGGUUUUCUUAACACAACAAUAGAGUGCGCAUGCGUCGUACUUCUCAUUAUUUUAUUUAUUUUAUUAGUGUUGAUGAUAAACAAACAAGUUAAAAAAUUUUUAUAAUUAAAUAAAAAUAAUGUCUGAAAUUGAGUGGCCUUGGCAAUAUAGUUUUCCACCUUUUUUUACAUUACAACCGCAUGCUGAAACAAAAGAGAAACAAUUGUCAGCAUGGACAAGUCUUGUUUUAAAUUAUUACCAAUCAACAAAACAAUCUAUUUUGGAUGUCAGGGAAAUUAACUCUAGCCCAUUAUUUAACAAUACAGCUAUUCAGAGAAAGUUGUCAGCAGAAGUUGUACAGCUGAUCCUCGAAAGUUUACAAAAAUCAGGUAAUGCUACACCUUUAGAUAAGACAAAGCAAAGAUGGUUAAUCCACUGGCAUACCUUUGAGGAAUGGGGUAAUAUUGUUUACAACUGGGCCCAGGAAAACGGAUUUAUAAAUAGUGUUUGCACAUUAUUUGAAUUAACUCAAGGAGAGAAUACUGUUGACCAAGAAUUCUAUGGAAUUAAUACAGAAGUUCUUAUAAGGUCGCUCAAAACACUAGAAGCCCAAGGUAAAGCUGAGUUAAUAAUGUUUGAUGAUAAUCAGGGUGUUAAAUUUUUCUAAAAAUUUUUAAAGUCAAUAAAUCGUUUUUAUUUUACAAU
Cotesia glomerata is the source of this 690-nucleotide messenger RNA. RefSeq names its product vacuolar protein-sorting-associated protein 25 (gene Vps25). NCBI's taxonomy places the organism in Eukaryota, Metazoa, Arthropoda, Insecta, Hymenoptera, Braconidae. Gene Ontology annotation, cellular component: ESCRT II complex. Gene Ontology annotation, molecular function: protein homodimerization activity; structural molecule activity. The transcript has 4 exons. Gene Ontology annotation, biological process: protein transport to vacuole involved in ubiquitin-dependent protein catabolic process via the multivesicular body sorting pathway. The coding region runs from base 125 to 652 and encodes 175 amino acids. The record is from RefSeq and is a predicted model, not a curated record.